Truncatella angustata is the source of this 2045-nucleotide messenger RNA. RefSeq names its product aspartic peptidase domain-containing protein. The record is from RefSeq and is a predicted model, not a curated record. The transcript is spliced from 5 exons. NCBI's taxonomy places the organism in Eukaryota, Fungi, Ascomycota, Sordariomycetes, Amphisphaeriales, Sporocadaceae. Bases 131 to 2002 code for a protein of 623 amino acids.
AUUUCAUAUUCGUGUCUUGCACACGACCCAGAAUACGAAGAAGGCAUGUGUUCCCAACUGUGAUUGUGGUAAACAAAUACUUCUCCGCUCAACGAGUUUUUUGCUUUACGUGUAUGCCCACCCUGUCGAGAUGCGACCUGCCACGGUGAAUUCUGCGAUUAUACUUCAUUGGAUAUCGGAGUGCUGGGCAUUUGGUGAUAGUAAUGUGGUCGGUGCACGGGCUACAUCGAACAAUACUUCACUCCAGCCGGUGGUAAUUGGUGCCAGUCAAUAUUUCGAGGGUAACGACGGACCAUGGAGCACCUUCGAUGUUCGGGUUGGUGAGCCGGCGCAGGAUAUCCGGGUGCUCGUCUCUACAGCUUCUCCGCAGUCAAUGGUCGUAGUGUCAGAAUCUGGCUGCUCAACAGCUGUAUUCGCGACCGUCCCUGCAGGCUGCGCAGUUUCCAGAGGUAAUCUCUUCAACUGGAACGAUUCAUCGAGUUGGAUAGAUGUAGGUCUCUACGGGAUCAAUCAAGACGGCGUUGGUCUCGAAGCAAACCUGGGUUACUCCCAGAGGGCUGAAUUUGGGCUAGAGACUCUAGCUAUAGGUCUCACUGGGCCUAGCCUUGAGAACCAGACUGUUGCGGGCAUUGCCACUGCUGAACCUUUCUAUCUUGGAGUAUUUGGACUCAACAGCCAGCCAGUCAACUUUACCACUCUGGGGAAUUACUCUGCGCCUUCAUUUCUCACAACAUUGAAAGAUGAAGGCAGGAUACCAAGCUUGAGCUGGAGUUAUACAGCUGGCGCCCAAUAUCGUCUCAAAGAAGUAUAUGGCCAAUUGAUCUUCUCCGGGUAUGACACUUCGCGGUUUACAGAGAACUCGGUAACUUUUACAAUGGCAGACGAUCUCACUCGUGACCUUGUCGUUGUUGUUCAAUCUAUCAGUUACAGCGGUUCCACUUCAGCAACUCUUCUUUCCGACCCCAUCAAUAUUUUUAUUGACUCGACGGAUCCCAACUUUUGGUUACCCGACCAAGUUUGUGAUGCAUUUGAGCAUGCAUUUGGUCUGACAUUGGAUGACACGACCGGUUUAUACUUAGUGAAUGAAACUCACCAUACCACACUCGUUAACUCCAACGCAGAGGUAACCUUCAGAUUAUCGGAUGUUACUUCUGGCGGCGAUUCCGUGAGGAUAGUUCUUCCUUAUGAUGCGUUUGACCUGACAGCAGAGUAUCCUCUAGUAGAAAAUACAAGCUACUAUUUCCCGCUCAAGCGUGCUGCGAACUCAACACAAUACACAUUGGGUCGUGCAUUUCUACAGGAAACCCAUCUAUCGGCCGAUUAUGAGCGCGGUGUGUUCAACGUCUCUGCAUGUGUAUGGAAUGAAGGUGCUGAAGAAAAUAUUGUUGCUAUUACAUCUAAAGACUCCGAUGAAUCUAGCGGAGCAGGUGGCGACCCGUCCGCUCAUUCUUCUGGAAGCUCAUCACUCAGCGGCGGUGCUAUAGCCGGGAUUGUAGUUGGUGUAGUGGUUGGCAUUCUCAUUGUUGCUGCAAUCAUUGCUUUCAUCCUGCGUCGCCGGCGAAGGAAGGUAUCAUAUGCAGCAUCCGAGCCAGAGCCAGAUGAGUCUGUUCUUGAAGGUCCGGAGCAUAACACCGGCCCCAAGCCAGAAAUCAAGCUUCCCAAUGGACCAGAACUAGACGGGAAUACCCCACAGAUCUACCAGCUACACGGUGAUUCCAGCCGACACAUUGCACCAAAAGAGCCAGCUCCACAACAACCAAUAUACGAACUGGCAGCGAGCGAAGCCGGGCGAUCAGGUACGGAUAGGGUGUCUACACUGACUACUACACCCUCACCGGAUGAAAAAGCAAAGGCAGGAGAGGCCUCACCUCCGUCACCUUACGUUUCAACACUGGGAACUACCGGAUGGCCUGAAGGAGAGAGGUGGGAGGCGUCUUCUGAUAUUGUGUCUCCCACAACCCCAAUUCAUGGAGGAUCAUAUGCUGCUCAUCGGGGAUCAUAGUAUUUCGGACGUCUCAUUGAGUUCAAAAACAUUAAUAAUCUUG